Messenger RNA from Pipra filicauda (Wire-tailed manakin), 5433 nucleotides. It is a transcript of the gene SLC38A8, whose product is annotated as solute carrier family 38 member 8. Bases 82 to 1410 code for a protein of 442 amino acids. Gene Ontology annotation, molecular function: amino acid transmembrane transporter activity. The transcript is spliced from 10 exons. The record is from RefSeq and is a predicted model, not a curated record. NCBI's taxonomy places the organism in Eukaryota, Metazoa, Chordata, Aves, Passeriformes, Pipridae. Gene Ontology annotation, biological process: amino acid transmembrane transport.
CGCGCUGCCCGCGCCCGCCCCCGGGGGCCCGGCGGAGGGCACGGGAGGGCACAGCCCCGCACGGCCCCGCACAGCGCUGCGAUGGAGCGGGCGGCGGGCGAGGCCCGGCCCCUGCUGCCAUCCCCGGGGGGCUCCGCCGCGCUCCCCGCCCCCGGGCUCUCCUCCGCCGGCGCCGUCUUCAUCCUGCUCAAGUCUGCGCUGGGCGCGGGGCUGCUGAGCUUCCCCUGGGCCUUCGGCAGAGCCGGCGGGGCCGUGCCCGCCCUCCUGGUGGAGCUGGGCUCGCUGGUGUUCCUGGUGAGCGGGCUGGCCGUGCUGGGCUAUGCGGCGGCUCUCAGCGCCCAGCCCACCUACCAGGGGGUGGUGCGGGCGGUGUGCGGGGCGGCCGUGGGGAAGCUCUGUGAGCUCUGCUUCCUCCUCAACCUCUUCAUGAUCUCCGUGGCCCUUCUGAGAGUGGUGGGCGACCAGCUGGAGAAACUGUGCGACUCCCUGUACCCCAAUGGGACGCUGAGCGGGGCCCCCCAGCUGCCCCCCUGGUACGUGGACCAGCGCUUCACCCUCUCUGCUCUCUGUGUCCUCGUCAUCUUCCCGCUCUCUGUCCCCAGGGAGAUUGGCUUCCAGAAGUACUCCAGCAUCCUGGGCACACUGGCUGCCUGCUACCUCACUCUGGUCAUCAUCCUGAAAUACUACCUGCAGGCAGAGAGCCUGAGCUUGACCAGCCCCCCCCAGCCCUCCAGGUCUUCCUCCUGGGCCUCUGUCUUCAGUGUCAUUCCCACCAUCUGCUUUGGCUUCCAGUGCCACGAGGCGUGUGUGGCCAUCUACAGCAGCAUGAGCAACCAGAGCUUCUCCCACUGGGUCACCGUCUCUGUGCUCUCCAUGCUCGUCUGCCUACUCAUCUACUCCCUCACGGCAGGGCUCUAUGGCUACCUGACCUUCGGCGAGGCCGUGGCCUCCGAUGUCCUGAUGUCCUACCCCGGGAACGACCCGCUCGUCAUCGUCGCCCGCCUGCUCUUCGGCGUCUCCAUCGUCACCAUCUACCCCAUCGUGGUGCUACUGGGCAGGUCGGUGGUGAAGGAUUUGUGGGCAGCCCCCAAGCGCGGGGCCGCGGCGGUGUCUGAGGCGCAGGAGCGGCGGGGCCGGGUGGCACUGACUGUCACCUGGAUGGGCACCACCCUCGCCAUCGCCCUCUUCGUCCCUGACAUUGGGAAAGUCAUCGAGCUCAUCGGGGGCAUCAGUGCCUUCUUCAUCUUCAUCUUCCCAGCAGGGCUGUGCCUGGUGUGCAUGACUGGGACCCGCAGCCUCGGACCACGCAAAAAGGCUGCUCUCAUCGCCUGGGGUGUCCUCUCCGUGCUGGGCGGUGCCUUUGUCUGCGGGCAGAGCGCUGCCCUGGCCGUGCUGGGGCUGCUGCGCUGAGGGCUCACAGCCCCACCGGGACUCCCACCAGGACCCCUCCUCCAUGGCCCCCUCCUCCAUGGCCCCUCCACCGCCUCCCCCAGCCCACGGCCCCGGACAGACCCCGGACACAGCACUGGAUCCCAUCAGGUUUAUUUGGCAUCACGGCCCCGUUGUACAGUGGCUAAUAAAGACAGGACAGGGUAUCAGAGAGGGUCCUGUGCCACACACCCCGAGGGACCCCCGUGCACGGGGGGCUGGGUGCAGGAUGGGCACGGACAGACAGACACACAGACAGAAGUACAGACCCCAGGAAGGGGGUGGGGGGGCAGCCACCCUCACGCCUGCAAGGCACUCACUUGGACUGCACAAGGAAACCCCUUGGGACCCUCCCUGCCCAGAAAAGACUAAGGGUUGCCUUGAGAGCAGGGAUCAUUCCCCCUUUGCCACCACCUUGACUCCCCCAGGCACACACACACUGUGCCAGGCACAGCCUCAACUCCCCCAGCCCCUUCCCUGGGUGGCCCUGGGAACUAGCACGGACCUCCAACAUACUCCCUGCUUUCAGGAGGGGCUCCAGCCUCCCACUCCCACCUCUACUUCCCAAUACCUGGCUGCCUGCACCCUGCCCAUCCCUGCCUGCCUAUGUCUGGGGGAUGUCCCCCUCCCCAACCCCUGCCAGCCCCUCCCUGACAGACCUUCCCUUCCCAGGGACCACCUCAUGCCAGGGAGAGACGAUCCAGGUGAUGGGGUAGCUGGGGGAGGACUCUAUGGGGUGGUGGGGACACACAUGGGGGUUUCCUUCACUCCAGUCAGGUCACACCCACUCCCCACCAUGCAGGGGGUCACGGCCACCCUGCAGAGGGGCCGGUCUGGCGGCCCCCGGCACCGACGGUCAGUCUCUGCUCAGGGUGCACCAGGCAGCUGCAGGGGAACAGCACAGAAGGGUCACCCCUGCCCAGCCCACCCCAACCCCCCUGCCCCAGCCAGCCCAGGCCCCCUGCCCACCCCUGACCCCCAACCACUGGAGUGGGGCUGGCUGCCAGGGGCUCCCCGUCCCCCCCAGGGCAGGGCACUGCCCUCCUACCUGGCACUGCCACGCUGGACACGGCCUCGGGCUGGCUCAGCGUGUCCACCUUGACGUGCUGGAAGCCCUUGCAGGUGGCACUCUGCAGGUGCCUGCAUCCAGGUGGGACAGUGGGUGACCCCCCACCCCAGAAACACCAUCCCAGCCCCCCACAGCUCCGUGGGCUCAGGCAGGGGCCGGGUGCCAGCAAUCCCACUCACCUCCCCUUUAGCACAGCACCCUGCCUCGCUUCAGGACAGUGAUGCCUCCCACAUGCAAAGGCAUCCCCAGGUGGGAGGUGCAGAGAAACCCACCCCAAGCCCCUGUCCCAUUUACAGGGACAACCCCAGGACAGACAGACAGCUCUUUGGCCCUGCUGUCAGACAGGGGACAGAGCAAGGGGCUCAGCAGCUCCAACAACCCUCCACACCCCAGCAUCCCACCAAAAAAAUGGGCUUUUUGCACCCCCUCUCCUACCUCUUCCAGUCCUCCUCGGUCUCCCAGAACUCGUAGACGAUGAAGGUGACACCAUCAGGCAGCUUCACCGCGGUGACACUGCCACAGGCAGGGAGAGGGGGUGAGCCCCCAGCACGGGGCAUCCCUGCCCCCUCGGCCCCUGCAGCCACAGCUGUGCUGCAGGCUGGGCUACCGAGGGGUGACCCAGCCCUGACAGCCCAGGGAGGGGCAGCCCCCCAGCCCAGCACUCCCCAGCCCAUGCAGAGGGGUGUUGGUGACCGAGCACGACCACAUCCCACAUCUGGGCUGUUCUGCCCAGUCCUUCACUCGGUGGGGUGCCCUUUGCUGCAAGGGCAGCUGAACAUCCUCGGCCCCCCAGCCCUCCCAGCACCCCCCGUGCGGCUGCCGGUGGUACCCACUGGAAGCAGUCCCGCUCCCCGGCCACGCUCUUCAGGUACUGCUUCAGGGAGCUGCAGAACUCGCCCAGGUGCUUGUGCGACACCGUCAUCUCGUUCCGCACCAGGAGGAGGUACUGCCGGCCCCAAACAGCACACGUGAGCCCCGGGACACGGGGACCCCGAGCCUGGGGCUGCAGGGACCCCCAGCCCCCGGAGGAGUCGGGCACACUCACCGUGCAGGCGGAGCUCUCGCUGUCCGACAGCCGCUGGUGCAGGUCAAACCACAGCGUCUGCAAAGGGAGGGAGCAGUGCUGGGGGGGUGGAUUGGCUGAGGCUGCCUGUGGGUUUCUGUCCCCUGCCCAGUGGGUUUCUGUGCCCAGCACCUGGCAUGUCUGGCUGUGCCCCCUUCUCUGCAGGGGACAGCUCCAAGAGCCAUUUGCACCUUCAUGCCCUGCAGGACCCUCUGCAAGAGCUCCCCGUGCUCCCAGCACAGCCAACAUCCCCAACACCAUGUCCUUGCCCCUGCCCCAAAACAGCUGUCACUUUUUCACAGUCCCUGAACUGUCCCUGGAAUGGCAGGACCAGGGGUACCCACUCCUCCUCACUGCCCUCUCACCCUUCCUAGCUCUGGCACAGUCUUAGCCUCUCUGGUAACCACACUCACAGUCAAUUGUUCCACAUUCCAUAGCUGCUGUCAGCUCAUCAGAAAGAAUAUCCUCCAGCACCACCAGCAACCCACCCGUGGUCCCUGCACACAACAGCACUGGGAUGGGCAUGGCCACCUCUUGGUCACCUCUGGCCCAACGUAGCAGGGAGGUAGUGGGGCUGUGGGGACACCCCAGGGACAGUCCCACACAGGGAAACACUAGCUCUUACCUUGUCCUCCAGCUUGCCAAUCAGCUUGGCCAGCCUGUUGAUCUGCCCUUCCAACCCCUCUGCCUUGGUGUCGGGGGAACCUGCAGAGAGCAGGAGGCAGUGAUGGGGUGAGGGGCACUGUGGGCACUCCCUGAGAGCCCCGUGCUGCUGCUGGGACUGCAGCUCCCGUCCCUGAGCCCUCCCAGCCACCCCAGGCAGCCACCACUUACCAGCCUGGAGGUUCUUGCCGUGCUCUCUGGGGACCACCCAGGUGGUGGGAGCGUAGCUGGGCACAGGGCUGUCGUACCAGGGGUCACUCAGGCCAUGGCCAGCCUUGCUGGGGUAGUGCCUGCAGCCAGAGAGCACAGGGGCAGUCAGGAUGGCAGAGCUGGCACGCCCAGCACAGCACGAGCCAGCCCCAGGGAGCCAACAGUCCUGGCAGCUCUGCCAGUGAUGCCAGACCCUCUGCAGAGCAGCAGUGCCCACACUGUGCCCAGGCAGUGCAGGCUUCCCUCCUGUAACCACAGAGGGAGAGGCUGAGCAGCUCAGAGGGUUUCCAGAGUCCCUUCCAGCCAGGAGCAGCUCUGUGCUGGCUGACCAAGGUGCCCAGGAGCCCCAGCUCCUCUUGGCACCUUUUGUGGUCACACAGCUCCCAGCUGGAAACGGGGUGAGUGCCAGGGAGCUGACGGGCAUCACACCAGCCAGCGUCCUCCUGCCCCUCCCCUGGCUCCUCCAAAACACAGCUGCCAGGUGCCCUUUCCCAGCCACCCCACAGAGUCCUUGGGUGCUGCAGGAGCAGUGCCCAGGCUGCUGCUGGCCCCAAAAAUCAGCCAGUGUGGACUCAACCCUACACAGGGGAACACAAUGUGCAGAUCUGGUCCCAAGGAACGUCCCCAAGAUAAGGAAGCAAGAACAACAAUAAAGGUGGCAGGAACAUCCUUUUGCUGUGCAAUAAUCCUGGUGCUGGAUAAUCCCCUGUCAAUAGGCAGGAAAUUAGGUGAAAACACACAGAGAUUUAUUUUAAUCACAAUUUAAUGAGGUGUUUCAAGCUUGGACCUCUGCCUUUGCAUUUUGGUGUUCAGCCCUUUAUUUUGGUGCUUUUUAGGCCACCUCUUUGUCUUCAUGUGGAUGCAGGAGAUAGAUUUUUUUGGGGGACUUAUUUUUCUUUUUGGCUAUUAUCUUAGUGAGAAAACAACUACAAUACUCCUCAUUAUGAACCAGGCCCACACAUCAGAAAUAAAAGCCAGCAAAGUCUUUCAGAGGCUCUAA